GGUUGCUCGCCGUGUAGGGAGGGGGAGCUGCGGGACAUGCGGGACAUUUAGCGUCAUUCCGAUCAGCUGUGUGCGGGAGAGGAGGACUCUGCUGCAGAAUUAGACAACAGACAUGGGCCGUCUCCUGAUCCACCACCUCUGCUUCCUGCUGCUCUGUCAGUGUCCUGCAGUCAGUGGCCUGUUUGAGUGGAUGAAGCGGACAGAGGCACCUCCGGCAGCUCCUCCACCUUCUCCAGCAGCAGCAGCAGUCCCGGCACUUCUCGCGAAGGAUGCUCAGUUUGAGAUGGUUACUGCCGAUGAGAAGUUUUUGGCCGAGGCAAAUCACAUGGAGAUCAGCCCGUUGGACAGCUGCCAUUACAGGGUGGUUGCCCGUCUGAAGGCGAGCUGUCAGAGCCUCUCAGAGGAGCAGCUUGCCAAGCUCGGUGUCGUUCUGUUCAACUGCCAGGCGGAGAGCGAAGGCCGCCAGACCUUCCCGUGCACUGAGGAAAUGUCUAUAAAGGAGUGUACAGCAGACAUGGAUUCAGACACGUGGAACGCUUACCACAUCGUGAGCAACAGAGCUCGCUCCGUUUGCUACGCGACCCGCCAGCAGCUCUUCCGGCGGAGAGCUGAGCACACAGUUAACACUCUGAUCUCCACGGCCACAAGCCAGCUGGAUGCAAUGAAGGACCUGAAGGCAGGCCAGCUGGAGCUGAAGGAACUGACUGCAGCCUCCUUGGAGAAGGUGCUGGACGGUCACAGCGCUCUGCAGGCCCAACAGGGGAAACUGUACGAGGGCCAGGAGCACAUGGAGAGUUCACUGAGGGACAACCUGCAGCGUCUCAGCCAGGAGAAAGCCCUCAUCGCCUCCGGACAGGAGCUGGUGGCACAGCUCAUUCAGGGCAUCACAGAGAAAAUGGAGAAUGUGAGUGAGAAUCUGCAGAUCCAGGGCUCAGAGGUACAGGACAGCCACAGUGCGAUUGUUAAAGACCUCUCCGAUGUCAGACACCAAGCUCAGGACAUCUACCAAAAAAUCGACCACAGCAUGUCGGAGUUUCUGCAGUACCAGGACCAGACCUCACAGUACUACACUGACCUGAUGAACAAACUGGAGCGCAUGAACAGCACCCUGGGAUUCAUGCUGCACUACCUCGAUAACAUGCAGAGCCGGAUUGAGGAAAGGCUUCACAUGAUCCAGGGCUACCUCGGCUGGGCAGGUUUGAGCCUGACAGCCAUGUGGACGUGCAUUGCACACACCGGUUACUUCGUGCUGUGCGCCGUCCUGCUGACGUUCCUGCGCUGUCCAGGUUUCACUCGCGCGAUGCUGCUGCUCACCGUGCCGCUUAAUGCCGUGGCCGAGGUCAACCAGCAGCCAGCGCUGGACCUCACCAGCCUCAGCCUGCUGCUGUUCACUCUGUCACUGGGUCAUUGGUUUGUCAAUCAGUUGUGGACCAGCUUCCAGACGAGAGGAAAACCAGCCGCCCCGCUGCCGCUGGCCCCGUGUCACAUUGUGGAGCCACAGAAGCCGGAAGUUUCAUCCCACCACUCGUAUCCGCCGUCCUCGACACCGCAGAGAGAUGAGAAGGACGACUUCGACGUUUUGAAUCAGGACAGCUUUGUAUCAGGUGACUUUGGCAUCUCGGCAGUGUCUCCCCCUCACAGGAAGCUGAUGCCAGAGUCCAGGUUUGUGCCUAACAUCUGCACAUCCAAUCACUCGACUCCCCGGCUGGUGCCACAGCCACUUUUUUCAGCGGCUCUGGUUGAUGACAUCCCUCUGAGGAACCUGGGAGGCGUUUUUGACGCAGUGAACGACUCGCGUGACUUUGUGAAUGAUUCGCGAAGUGCAAGUCCUACUCCGUCACUGGUCAGCAACAGCUCUCUAUCAGGCCGUCAGCUGUGCAAUGGCAUCACAAAAACAGGCAAGGCCUGUAAGAAGAGAGCCGGGCCAGGACAGGAGUACUGCAGAUUUCACGAAGGAGGGCACAGCUCCUACGUCCACACCUGAAAUACUCACGCUUCCAACUUUUACUUAAUUUUUCUUGCAGAGCAAAAGAAACUGUUAACUGUGAUUGUGUCAUUGUGCAUCCUGCUUGCUUCGCUUGAACAUUAUGUUCGUUAAAUGAGCACUAUGCAUGCAGAUUUUUAAAGUAUUUUAUAUGUUUAGUGGCAUGUUUUUAACUGUUCACUUUUUAAGUUAAUAAAUUAUUUCUUUACCUA
Molecule: messenger RNA, 2196 nt
Organism: Larimichthys crocea (large yellow croaker)
Lineage: Eukaryota; Metazoa; Chordata; Actinopteri; Sciaenidae
Gene: bmb
Product: brambleberry
Exons: 12
Coding region: 113-1984 (623 amino acids)
Source: RefSeq, a predicted model, not a curated record